AUGGGAAGGGUAAGGCUGAGCAUGAAGCGAUUGGAGAGCGGUAGUAACCGUCAGGUCACUUACUGCAAACGAAGGACUUAUAUUCUAGGGGGUAAGGUCUGCGUACACUCUACCCUCUCCAGACCCCACGUUGUGGGAUUAACUGGGUAUGUUGUUGUUGUUGUUGUUGUUGUCUUCAGCAAUUUUGAUGAAAUAAUUGCAAAAUUUGCUCGAUUGACUCCUCAAGCAAGGGCAAAAAGGAAGUUGGAGAGCCUUGAAGUAAGUCUGAGAUUCAUCAUCAAUCUGUUUUUUCCUCUUUCUAUGGUUUGUUUUUAUUUCUUAAUCCAGUUGAAAGUAAUAACAAUGCUAAUGGUUACACUACAGACAUUGAGGAAGACUUUUAAGAAGCUUGACCAUGAUAUAGGUGUGCAAGAUUUUCUCGAUGCUAGUGCUCCAUCAGUUGAGGAAUUGCAGAACCAAGUGAAAGUCUUGCAAUCUCGGUUUACUAAUAUAGAAAGUAGACUGAGCUGGUGGAGUAAUCCUGAUAAGAUAAAUAAGGUAGAAGAUCUCGAGCUCAUGGAGUCUGCACUAAGGGAGUCACUUAAUGCAGUUCAUGUUCAGAAGCUCCAGAACACGAUGCAUUUGCCUCUUCCUAUGAGCAAUGAACAAGAUGGGCAAACCUCUCAGUGGCAUCCAGCAAAUAAAAUCCAGCACAUGCCAUUCCCUGAGGCACCAAACAUUCUACCCAAGGAAAAUAUAGGGUACUCUGGAGAUACAUCCGUUGAAGAAUCUUCUCAUGUUAUGGACCCUGGAGAAGAACUACAGCUUGAUCAAGCAAGACAGGCCACAACUGCAAUCCUAGAUGACAGUGUGUUGGAUGAUCUAAAUAGUAUAGCAUGCUUGAGGCAUCAACUAAGUGAGCAAUAUUCAUGCAAUCCCUAUGAUAAUCUUAAUCUGCUGGGAAGUAAACUAUGGGAUCCGAGUGAGGUCAAUUUCAAAGGAUAUUUGGUGGAUUAUGAGAUUCAAAGAAAUUUUGACCUGCCUAGGUCUGUGGAUUCAGUCAAUAAUAGUGCAGCUGAUACCGUUGCUGUUCGGGGCUUUGAUGAAAAAUCAUAUGCACAGGUAUUUUUACCUCUUUCCAUUAGCAGUUAAUUUCUCAACUAUGUGACAGUUAAUUAUUGGAGAAACGAAUAAAUGGUCCAUCUUACAAAUGGACUUGAUCUGCUCCAUGCAUGUUUCCUUGUUCUCUUUGAUAGUUGAACAUGCUGAAUGCAAGUCUUAUAUUAGUCCAUUAAACAAACCACCAUCUCCAAGUAUACUGUCAUGUAAAUGAUCCUGUCUGGUCCAACAUUUCUUACUCGGUCUUUUUUUUUUUUGUGUGUGUGUGAUUUAUUUCCUGCAGCAAGGAAACUGUUCGCAUUGAUUGACAGUCGAGAUAAGUCGCCCUACUUGUGUAGAAUAAUCUAUAAUAGGUGCAAAGGUUGUUGAUAGGUAAUUAUAUUC
This is a messenger RNA of Lycium barbarum (goji berry), 1482 nucleotides long. RefSeq names its product agamous-like MADS-box protein AGL65. The record is from RefSeq and is a predicted model, not a curated record. Lineage: Eukaryota; Viridiplantae; Streptophyta; Magnoliopsida; Solanales; Solanaceae. Gene Ontology annotation, molecular function: DNA binding; protein dimerization activity.